This is a messenger RNA of Aureococcus anophagefferens, 483 nucleotides long. RefSeq lists its product as hypothetical. The annotation marks the transcript as partial. NCBI's taxonomy places the organism in Eukaryota, Pelagophyceae, Pelagomonadales, Pelagomonadaceae. The record is from RefSeq and is a predicted model, not a curated record. The transcript has a single exon.
AUGGCCUCCGGCGGGAAGAAGGGCGCGGCCUACCGGCUGCGCAAGGAGCUCGCGGCGCUGCACAAGGAGAAGCCCGAGUUCAUCUGGGCGACGCACAAGGAGAGCAACAUCCUGCUCUGGAGCUUUUUGCUCGCGCCGCCGUCGGACAGCGUCUACGGCGGCGGCUGGUACUGGGGGCGGCUCACGUUCCCCGCGGGCUACCCCUUCGCGCCGCCGUCGAUCAUCAUGUGCACGCCGUCGGGCCGCUUCCAGGUCGACCACAAGAUCUGCAUGUCCAUGUCCGACUACCACCCCGAGUCGUGGAACCCGAGCUGGUCGGUCUCGACGAUCUUGAAGGGCGUGCUGAGCUUCAUGCUCGGCGACGAGGUCACGACGGGCGCCGUCGAGGCGAGCGCCGGCGACCGGCGCGCGCUCGCCGCCGCGUCGGCCGCGUGGAACGCGUCGCGCGCCGAAUUCGUCGAGCUCUUCCCCGACUUCGCGGAG